UCAACACCCGGAAGUUGCUAUCCUAUGUUUUGAAGUUGUGCAACGUGAACAUGCCUCUCUGAUAUAAUGGUAUGGCGGGCAAACUGAAGAAACAACUGAAGGAAGCCGCCGGUAUAAUUGGGGCUGGCAGUUUUAUGUUUGCCUCAUACCUCACUGCUGUUGGAGAUGAGCGCUUUUAUGCCAACAAUCUCAUGCCCUUGCUUCAGAAGGUGGUCGGCCCUGAGACAGCCCAUGUUCUGUCGGUGGGGCUCCUGAAAUGGGGUCUGGUACCUCUGAACAGAUACCAGGAUCCAACCUCACUGGAAGUGAACAUCAUGGGUCAGAGGUUCAGAAACCCUGUUGGGAUGGCAGCCGGCUUUGACAAGCAUGGAGAGGCAGUGGAUGGCCUGUACAAGUUGGGCUUUGGGUUUGUGGAGGUUGGCACGGUAACCCCAAAGGCCCAGGAAGGAAACCCUCAGCCACGUGUGUUCCGCCUGCCCAGCGACCAAGCAGUCAUUAACAGGUAUGGCUUCAACAGUUGUGGCCUCUCUGAAGUUCUGGAGAGAUUAAAAGCAAGGGAGACAAAACAAGCAGAGCUUACAAAAGUGGGCCUUCCUCUGGGCAUCAACCUGGGCAAGAACAAGCUGACCGAGGACACGGUGGCCGACUACCUGGAGGGGAUUCAGGCGCUGGGCCCGCUCGCGGACUACCUGGUGGUGAACGUCAGCAGCCCCAACACACCAGGUCUGAGGAACUUGCAGGCUAAGGGUGAAUUGCGCCACCUGCUGGUUAAGGUGCUGAGGGAGCGUGACCUGCUGCAGGGAAGCAGGAAGGUCCCCAUUUUGCUCAAAAUCGCUCCUGACCUCUGUGCUCAGGACAAGCAGGACAUCGCUGAUGUCGUCCGGGAGCUCCGUGUAGAUGGAAUCAUCGUCUCCAACACAACCGUGUCCCGUCCCGAGUCGCUGAAGGACUCUUCGAGCAAAGAGGUCGGCGGUCUGAGUGGUCAGCCGCUCAAAACCAUGGCCACUGAGGUGGUACGGGACAUGUACCGCAUGACCGAAGGGAAGAUACCCAUCAUUGGCGUGGGUGGCAUAGCCAACGGGCAGGACGCCCUGGAUAAGAUCCGCGCCGGAGCCUCGCUGGUCCAGCUGUACACGGCGCUCGUGUACCAAGGGCCUCCGGUCAUCACCAAGAUCAAAAGGGAACUGGAUCAGCUUUUAAAGGAACAAGGCUUUGCGAGUGUCUCUGAAGCCGUGGGAGCUGAUCACAGGCCGGCCAGCAGUACGACAGCGGCAAAUGCAACGGCAGCACUAGCACAUAAUCUAGACAGAGAGCAAGCUCACCAAGUCUCAGGCGCCUCUGAUCCAGCGGUCAGUUAGAGGGGGAAGCAGAGCCUUAUCUGAAGUCCUGUCCUUACUUGAAGCCAAUACAGAUGUCCCAUUGUCUCACUGGUCCAUACAAAACAGUAUACCUACCAAGGUAUUCUUGGUGCUCAUGGUAGGUUAUGUAAGAGAGUGACUCUCUUGAAAUGUUUCAAAUAUUGUGCAUAUUGUAAAAUAAUGUUGGUCCAACAAUAUUGACAAUAGAUGUAUGUUUAGAUUUAUGGUAAGUCACUGAAUGUGUGUCACUUGCACUGUGCAAUAUGAUUAAUGACAUCUUUGGAAUGAUUAUGGGAUUUAUCAGCAGUAUGUAUUGACAUAGUGUGUAUAGCAGAAAAGAUAACGUGAGCAAAAUCACCCAACAGGAACGAUUUAAAUUUAGGGUUAAAAUUCAGUAUAUACUGUUAAAUGAGCAGUCUUUCCGCUGUUCAGUUUUGCCUUUAAAAAAGUCCUUCAAUGACCUUUUAGAGGUUUCAUGUUUCGCCAAAUACCAAAUAAGCCUUUGCAAGAAUCAUUCUUCGUGCAGAGCACAGUUAAUUAGCCUAGUGUAAAACAUUAAUUUAAGUAUGUAUUUAAGUUAUGCAGAGGCUUUGAACAAGCACAGAGUGGGGAUGACCUUUGUGUAAGUUAUGAGAGGAAACCAACCAGUGCUGUUUUUUUAGCAAAUAGACAUGUAUUCAUAGAACACCCGCUUAUCACCAUGCUGAGCUUUGUACAGUUUCAUGCCAUUUACUUGAAUGAGUUGUUCAUAAAAGAAGUGGAACGAGUUAAAUUGAAUUCAUGGCGAAAUGUCAGUGAAACACAUGAUUAAACAUAUUUAUAUGUGAUCCUGAUUUUGGAUAUUUCUUUGUU
This is a messenger RNA of Sardina pilchardus (European sardine), 2210 nucleotides long. It is a transcript of the gene dhodh, whose product is annotated as dihydroorotate dehydrogenase. Gene Ontology annotation, molecular function: dihydroorotate dehydrogenase activity. The transcript has 9 exons. Bases 72 to 1358 code for a protein of 428 amino acids. NCBI's taxonomy places the organism in Eukaryota, Metazoa, Chordata, Actinopteri, Clupeiformes, Clupeidae. Gene Ontology annotation, cellular component: cytoplasm; mitochondrial inner membrane. The record is from RefSeq and is a predicted model, not a curated record. Gene Ontology annotation, biological process: pyrimidine ribonucleotide biosynthetic process; 'de novo' pyrimidine nucleobase biosynthetic process.